CUCUCUCCUUGUGUAACUUUCUGACCUUCGAUCAGCACUCUGUCUUCGCAGAGCCAGUGAUCGGAGUUGGCACUAUGUCUGCUGCAAUGUUUACCAGCAAAGCUUUUAAAAGUUCGCUCCCGGCGUUAAAGAAUCUGAAAUUUGGAGUCUACGCUAAACAUUCCGCUGCUGUGACGUCACCUUUGAACAGGCUGCAGCACACGCAGAGUCAGGAUGAAGGAAGGGCGUUCCGUCCAGAAACCUCGCUGGCCCAGAGCAUGAUGGACAUGGGCACCAGGAGAGUGUUCUCGGAGGAGCACGACAUCUUCAGACAGAGCGUGCGCCGCUUCUUCCAGGAGGAGGUGGCCCCUUUCCACCAGCAGUGGGAGAAGGACGGGCAGGUGAGUCGUGAACUCUGGGAGAAGGCAGGGCAGAACGGCCUGCUGGGAGUUAACAUUCCAGAGGAGCGCGGUGGAAUCGGGGGCGACCUGCUGUCUGCUGCAGUGGUGUGGGAGGAGCAGAUGUAUGUGAACUGCACCGGCCCAGGCUUCUCUCUGCACUCGGACAUAGUGAUGCCCUACAUCAGCAACUAUGGCAGCAAGGUGCAGAUAGAGCACUUCCUACCGCUGAUGACUGCAGGGAAGUGCAUCGGAGCCAUUGCCAUGACAGAGCCGGGAGCAGGCAGUGACUUGCAGGGGGUCCGAACAUUUGCCAAGAAGGACGGCAGUGACUGGAUUCUCAAUGGCAGCAAGGUGUUCAUUACCAACGGCUGGAUGAGUGACGUGGUGAUCGUGGUGGCUGUGACGGACCGUGAGGCUCGCACAGCAGCCCACGGCAUCAGCCUCUUCCUGGUGGAGAAUGGGAUGAAGGGGUUUAUCAAGGGGAGCAAGCUGGACAAGAUCGGGUUGAAAGCACAGGACACAGCAGAGUUGUUUUUCGAAGAUGUCCGUCUUCCUGCCGAUGCCCUCCUGGGAAAAGUUAACAGUGGCUUUUAUUACCUAAUGGCUGAGCUUCCUCAGGAGCGUCUUCUGAUUGCUGACAUGGCUCUUGCCAGCUGUGAGUUCAUGUUUGAAGAAACAAGAAACUAUGUCAAACAAAGGAAGGCCUUCGGCAAAACCAUUGCACACUUACAGACUGUGCAGCACAAGCUGGCGGAGUUGAAGACGGAGAUCUGUGUGGGACGCUCCUUUGUAGACAGCUGUUUGCAGCUGCACUCGGAGAAGAAGCUGGACUCCUCCACUGCCUCCAUGGCAAAGUACUGGGCUUCUGAUCUGCAGAACAGAGUGGCCACACAGUGCGUGCAGCUGCACGGAGGCUGGGGCUACAUGGCAGAGUACCCCAUUGCCAAAGCCUUCGUGGAUUCCCGUGUCCAGCCCAUCUACGGAGGCACCAAUGAGAUCAUGAAGGAGCUGAUUGCAAGAACUAUUGUUGGCAGCAAGUGAGAGUGAGGCGAGUUGGGGGAUUUCGGAGGGCUUCCAUUCUGUGCCUUAUUUUACUGUCUGGACUUCAGGUAUUACACCAGCACAAAGAGAAUGGAAGCAUUUCACCUCCAGGACUCCUCUCUUUAUCCCAGACAAAUCUAGCCCUCAAAGAAAGCAUAUAUAAAAAAAAUACACAUCACUUCCCUCUUCCUACUGUGUUUGCUUAUGGGAGGCAGGUGAAAAAUAGGAAAUUCUACAAAUCAGUAUAGGAAUGUUAAAUAUAGCAUUUGGUUACAGUUGCACUUCGUAGACUUCGACUUCCUUGAGAUGUUAUUCCUAACACCUGAAGCUCCAAAACAACUUCUUGAUAAACUUCUUGAGGUUAUGAAGCAUUUUGCAGACAUAUACUGGGCUAAUUCUCAAAGCUGUUUACUCCAAAUCAUAUUUAGCUUGCUUAUUUCAGAGAGGAAAAACACCUAAUAAAGCGAACAAAUCAGAAAUAAACAACUCGGAUGUCUUAUGAGGUGUUUGUUUACAGGCUUGGGUUGUUAUUGAAUUUUUUUUAGAGCUGUAAUUGUUUUUUUUUUCCUUUUGAGAACAAAUUGAUCUAAUGAUGAUUUGGAGUAAACAGCUUGGUGGUUCUGGCCUACUGUGUAUUUUAGUUUUUCUUGGGACUGAAGGCCGCCGCACACCAGACACAAUUAGAUUUUUCAUUGGGCAACAAGACACUUUCGCAGCAGCAUGACCAUACACACUAGAAGCAACACAGAGGCAAUGCGACAGGUUUGAAAACUGCCAGAUCAAUAAAACUAUAAAAAAGCGCUAUUGACAAAACCACGUUCAAGACCGGUACAUAUUCGUCAACACGAUGUGGUAAUUAUGAGUGCCUUCUCUAACGGUAUUUCAGCAUAUGGUAAUAAAUUGUACAGACCAGGCUUAUCCAGUGCCUUUGCAAUGGAUUCCCAUAGAUUACCUUUGCAUUGAUGAAAGAAAGGGGAUUUUUCCACGCCAAGUAUUAUGGGUUCCUUCGUCAUUUUGGAUGCUGCUUCACAUUGACUCUGUUCUGUGAUUGGUAAAUUCCAUAGUUUUCACUUGACAAAUUGCAAAGAAAGAGGAUUGAAUUGUAUGUAUUUCACGUCGCCCUGGUGUUGCCCCCUGUGGUGUGACAGUUUCGCUUGUCGCAUCGCGUCUGGUGUGUAACAGCCUUUGCUGUGCAAAAACCUUUAGAAAGUCCAACAAUUCAUGUCAAAUAGGCAGACUAAAUUGAAUGCAACAACAUCUCUUUAAUAUCCUGGACAUUAUCAAUACAUUGCCCAUACAAAAAAAAAAUAAAAGAAAAAAAGAAAUUUCAAGAAGCAGACUAAUAAUCCAACUAAAAUACAUUAUGUACGGGGGAAAUCGAGAUCUUAAACAGAACUGUGGAGGGCUGAGUGUGAUCGAUAUAAAAUCCAAAUGAAAAUGAAAAAAAAAAAAAAGGAAAUGAGGUAUUUUGCACACCUCUGCGAUGCCUUCACUCCAUUAAGCUAAAAGGAUUUGUUUAUUGUUAAAUAGAGGAAAGUGUCCUUUGUCUGCAGUUAGUAGGAUUCCUCGUGGUAGCAGCUGGCUCAGUGGAAGUGUUUUAAUCUUGUUUGUGAGCUGUAGGCCUCGAAGGCUCAGCCCAGACAACAUGAUUUUUGCAGGAUUUUGUUUCUGCGUGAGAAAGCAGCAAUUUGCCAUGAAUGCAAUUUUUUUUUUUUUUUACAGUUUUUAAACUGAAUAAAUCUGGUUUAACUUUGCAGUGCCAUACAUGAAUGCAGCAGGAAUCUAUAAUAUCUCAUGUAUAAAAGAUUAAGGUGUUAGUUUUGUGAAAAACCCUGUUUACUUAAUGCAUGUAAUUUUUUACUGUUGCCUUCUAAAAUAAAGGUUUAUGACAGUU
Messenger RNA from Polyodon spathula (Mississippi paddlefish), 3315 nucleotides. RefSeq names its product acyl-CoA dehydrogenase long chain (gene acadl). NCBI's taxonomy places the organism in Eukaryota, Metazoa, Chordata, Actinopteri, Acipenseriformes, Polyodontidae. The record is from RefSeq and is a predicted model, not a curated record. Gene Ontology annotation, molecular function: flavin adenine dinucleotide binding; long-chain fatty acyl-CoA dehydrogenase activity. The transcript is spliced from 11 exons. The coding region runs from base 75 to 1421 and encodes 448 amino acids. Gene Ontology annotation, biological process: long-chain fatty acid catabolic process.